This is a messenger RNA of Lymnaea stagnalis (great pond snail), 11383 nucleotides long. NCBI's taxonomy places the organism in Eukaryota, Metazoa, Mollusca, Gastropoda, Lymnaeidae. The record is from the annotation of a GenBank genome assembly.
CUUCACCACACCUAUAAAUACCAGAUCGCUUCGGCCGAUGCAUGAUACCUCAGUCUUCGGUUUUCUUUUCUUGUUUGUUAGAGCUUCUCAUUAAAAACUCAAAGGGGGGUUAGGUUUAACUUCAAAGUUAAACCUCACAAACGUAUUUUUGUGUGUAAUUUGUUUGGUUGGUGUACGCAUCUCCACCUGUCGGAUACAAGAGAAAAAUGACACAACUCUUGAUUACCUUCUUCCUUGGAAUAUGCGCCUGGUCUGCUACUGGACAACAGGGCAUCGUCUUUGACAGAAAUGAAUUGGGACGAGCAUUCGAUGGUAUUGGUGGUAUAAGUGGUGGAGGGGUAAGUACUAACCCUUUUUCAAAAAAAAUUUUGGGGGUGGGGGUGUUUAUUUGAGACUAUGGGUAUUAUAUUUCGUGUUUUCAAUUUGAAAAGGUUGAAUUGAAAGCUAUUACAUGCUACUGCUAGCCAUGUAUCCCAUGGUACACCAGAAGGCAAAGCGCUAUAGAUGUAGAACAAGUACCCAUUUUCUUAGGUCAAGUUUUACAUAAAUAAAAUUCCGGUGCUGUUUAAUUUAUCUGUCAUUUCAAAAUGCUUGCGAAGUUUAACAAAUGGAAUUACAAACAGUAACAUUCAUUUUAACAAGAUUCCCCCCCCCCCUCCCCUUUUUUUUCCUCUCCUUUUUUUUUCCUCGAGAAAAACUCUUAAUUUUCCGAAAAUGCCGCCCCUCACAAGGACAAAAGUGUCGACCAGGGUGUUACCAGGCGAAACGCCCUUCUCCGGACCCCCCACUUCUACUACACCGCUGAGUCAUGCAAUAAACUUGGAAAUUAUAUUUUAAGAUUUCUAGAUAUAGUUAUCAAAGUUUCUGAAAUAUCUAGUCUCACUAGGUCGUUGGAAGUCCAUUUAUUAGUAGUAGUAGUCUGGCAUUUGGGUGGGUUCAAGCAUGAAUACAUGUGAAAAAACUACUUGUUUUAUAGUGAAAUAUAGCAUGUUCCGUUUCUGGAAAAAAAUUUUCCUGCAGUGAAAACAAAGCAUAUGUGUAAGAAAUUAGCUAUCUAUUCUUCAAAUUGUCAGUUAUUAACGCUGGAAGCUUUGAAUAUUUUAUUGGUCUUAAAACCAGCAUUUGGAGAUAAUUCUUCCAUACUUCAUGAGCAACUUAAUUUUCUGAACCCAAGUAUUUAUUGCGUGGCUUAAUGUAGCGUAACGCUGUCGGCGAUCAUUUAUUAGGAUGGAAUCCUCCCUUAUAAGAAAUGUCCAUAUUGGAAGAUAAGGCCUAAUCAUGCGUUGAUAAAGAUAAAAAGCUCAUUACUUGGGGCCAACGUUUUCAUUGGAAAAUUUUCAAAAUCUAGCACCUCCUGACAACUUUUCCUUAUUAGACAUGUCAGAUAUAUUGUCAACUUUUGGAAGUUGGCCAGCUUUUUGCCUGGCCAGCUUUUUGCCUGGCCAGCUUUUUGCCUGGCCAGCUUUUUGCCUGACCAUUACCAUUUUUUAGAACAUUUUUAAUUAUCAACCAGUAGCGUACGCAGACGUGUGUAUGGGAGGGGGGGGGGGUUGCGGUCCACCCUGGGCUGUUUCAUUUUAAUUUUAGUGUGAAAUAAAAAGCUUUUUGCCUGGCCAGCUUUUUGCCUGACCAUUACCAUUUUUUAGAACAUUUUUAAUUAUCAACCAGUAGCGUACGCAGACGUGUGUAUGGGAGGGGGGGGGGGGUUGCGGUCCACCCUGGGCUGUUUCAUUUUAAUAUAACUCUGAAAUCAACACGGUCUCUUAAGUUUUCCUUGCCUCUGUCCUGACCUAAGCACCAAAUGUUAUUCGGACCUGAUUCUACAUACCACCGUCGCAGCCCGGUUGUAAUGCCAAUAGGUCGUUUCCACUAUUUGUCUAAGUCGUCGACUCAAUAUUUCUGGAUUCAGGUCAUCAUCAAAUUAAAGAUCAAACAACAAAGUGUUUCGCAUAAAUCCUUACUAAAAUGUCAUAUCCAGCAAUGGGGGAAGGGGGGAACAUUUGACAACAUGCAUACAAGUAACGCACUUUAUAAGAAUCCCAAUUAUUAGAGCCCCCCUCCCAAAGCUCGCAACCACAAAUGUUUUCACACCCCUGAACUGUAUUAAUACUCUAAUGACCCGCACCCACUUUUACAUCGCAGAUUUAUUUCACCAACUAUUUCAGAAAAGCAACCCAUCAAAAUAUAUGACGCCCAAAAAGCACUUCCUAUACAUUUUUUAAAAGAAUCCCAUAUAGCGCAGUUAUCGGGAAUUAUCCAUCCUUAAAUAACGGGAAAAACUGAUUGGGGGUGGUUGGGGGUGGAGCUGAAAUUUUGAUACAAUGUUAUAAUCGGCAACGAGUCUAUGCGCCAAGUUUCAGUUCACUAGCUGGAUGGCAAGUUGGUCAAUUAGCCGUCCGAAGAUUUUGUCAAAAGCGAAGUUGAAAAAGGGAUUUAAAAAUAGGGAACGAUAAAAAAUGAUACUUUUACGGUAACAUGUCUUCCCCCCCCCCCCCCCCCCCCCAAAUUAACGAGAAGUAACACUGCGUGAAUAACGAGGUCCAAUAACAAAUUCAAUUCAACUGAAAAUUAAAGACGCUGUAAAAAUAUAUAUAUAUAUUUCUCAUUUCAGGCUACUUCCAAACUUUUGGUUAAUUACCCUAAAGAACAGAGGGAUCAGAUACUUGAUUUUCUCUUUAAGGUAGGACUUUAAAAAUUGGACAGAAGCUACAGUUUGACAUUUUGCCUUUUGUCUAAUAAUUCAAAGUAAUUAACAUUUGGGAUUAAAUUAUGUUAAACUUAAAUACAAUAAAUAUUUUGCUACAAGAACUCCCAAGUUACAGUUGAACUAUAAAUAUUCUGGGAAAACAUGGCAUGAAUAACUUCAUUUUAUAAUUUUGAUAUUUUAAAUUGUUUUCUCAGCCAAAUUUUGGAGCUUCUCUUAACAUCUUAAAAGUUGAGAUUGGUGGCGAUGCUCAGACUACUGGUGAGUUUGAUGAUACUUUUACUGAACUUUUACUAGUUCAUAUUUAUCACUUAAAAUGUAUACCAUUUUUAAAAGGUUCUUUUAUGCUUAAAACAAUACGAUUUUUCAUGCUCAAAACAAUACGAUUUUUCCAUGCAGAUGGUACUGAAGCAUCUCACAUGCACAACAGUUGGGAGGAAAAUUAUGAACGCGGUUAUGAAUGGUGGUUGAUGCUUGAGGCAAAGAAGGUGAAAUGUGAUUCAAAAGAAUUUGAACUUUUUUUUUUUAAUUCUUUUUUUUAAUAAUUUUUUUGGUGUUUUUUUUAAAAUAGUUUUUUAUAUUUUUCUAUUUGCCUUUCAUAAAAAUCCAAAUUAAAUAUUUUAUUUCUAAUUAUGAAACAUUAAAUUAUAAUGAACUGUUCAAAUGUUAUCAGAAAUUAGUUUUAAAAUCAUAGACAUUUUAUUUUUUACCUGGAAUUUAAAUACUUUGUUCUAGAGAAAUCCAAACAUUAAGCUUGUUGGUCUUCCGUGGGCAUUUCCUGGCUGGCUAAAAAAAGAUGCAAAUAAUCCAUAUAGUGAUGUCAAUAAAACAGCAGACUACGUAGUAAGAUGGGUUAGUGGAGCCAAAGCAACUUACAAUUUGACAAUUGACUACUUAGGGGUAGGUAGCAUUUUUUUUUAUGUAACAUAACAAAGUUUGAUUAAAAAUGCAUUUAAAUUAUUUUGUCUUGCAUAUUGAGACUAUUUCAUAAUAUACAUUGUGCAUAAUGAUUAACCUGUUGUAAAUGUGAAAUAAUUGGCAUUCUUCGGAAUUUUUUUGCAUAUUUAAUUUGAUAAAUCUUCUUUGUGGUAAUGUGAAAAAAAAAUAUAAAGUGCUUCUAUAAUAAUUAAAAUUAAAACUUAUGUUUUUCAGAUCUGGAAUGAGAGAUACUAUGAAGUCAGCUACAUAAAGGUGAGAUUUAGCUUAGCAUUAUGACAAGUCAUGCGGGGAGAGAAUCAAAUAUGAUUAACUAAAGUUCUAAUACAACGGUCAGCAGCCUACUGCACCCUUACCAAAUGUGGCAUUAUCAUAAAUGACUAAAAACGUCUUGUUAGAUAAUCAAAAUGGGUCCGCCAACUAUUAUAGCCAAUAGCCUACACCAAAAUAUAUACUUUUACACUGCUGUUACCCCUGAUUUGAAAGGAAGCAAAUUAAAGACUUUUUUAAUUUCGAAAUGGUUUAUUGAAUCUAUUUCUUUUGAGAAUACAAAUAUAAAUAUAAAAGUACAAAAUAAAUUUGAUGCAAGAAAAUAAUAAAAAUCCUUGUCCUUCUUAUGGAGAAUUUUAAAAUUCACUUUCAAAUUUUGUAUAAAUGUUUCAUUUUUAUACAAUAAAUUCAUAAUUUUGGCUUUUUAAUCAGAGAAAAUGUGGAUAAUGUUUUGGGGUUAAAUAAUUGAUUUCUAUUUGUUUUUGUUAAUUUGAGUGAAAACUUUGCAAAUUUAGGUUGCUGCAAAAGAAAGCAACUUUUUGACUGCUUCGUGGUGAGCAAUUCUGAAAACUUUGGAUGUUUUGAUCAAAAGCAGUGCAGGGGUACGCAACGCACCCCAGAUACCCUGAGUGGGUAAAAACCCGCACUGGGGGAUGACAUAAAAAAUGGGUAAAUUGGACAGAGCUCGAUCAAGUUGGUUUUAUAACACAACUAAGUUUUAAUAUAAGAGCAUGGUGUAACCUGUUGAGUAGGGUACCACAAAAGCAGCUUGUCACAUGAGCAGAGUGUCAACAGAGCAGGCUCACUUUGAGAUCCACUGAGCAUAGGAUAAAAUAGGCGAAAAUGAUGUAUAGAUGACCAGAUGUCGGUGCUAGAUGGCCAGCCACAAAUAAGUUAUUGGGUGCUUUUGGUUUUUUACAUAGGCCAGAUGCAAUAUUGCCAGAAAAAAUAUUGCGUAAAAUUCAUGUCAAUAUUUUGUCUAUUGAGCCCUCAUCACCCCAAAGAUUUCCAAUUUUUACAAUAUAAAAUGUUUUAAUGUAUUACUUCAGGCGCUGCGUUACACUCUUGACAGCAAAGGAUUUCAAAACGUUAAGAUUGUUGCAGCUGAUGAAGGAUGGGAAAUCGCCUCAGAUAUCUCUAAAGAUACAGAGUUGGCACAAAUUGUGCAUGCACUUGGGUAAGUUCUACUUACUUUUUAGGCAUUAAUAAGUAAAUGCUUUUAGUUAAGCAUUACAAGAAUGUAAUCCUCAACUGAUACAUUUCCAAAACAUAAUUUUUCACUACUUGGCUUGCUUAUACAUCUUUUCAUAAUCUCCUGCUGAAAUUUAAUGAUCUUAAGUUGUUGAAGAAUGGCUUAUAUUGUAUUUUUAGUUCUAUGGUAAUUCAGAAUGGCUUAUAUUGUAUUUUUUGUUCUUUGCUAAUUGAGAAUGGCUUAUAUUGUAUUUUUUGUUCUUUGCUAAUUGAGAAUAAUAAUAAUAAUAAAGUUCAUUUAAAAAACACGCUUCAUCCCCAAAGGCUCGAAGCGCGGUACAAAGUAACAAAAAACAUAUCUAUAAUUCACCACAUUUAAAACAAACACAACACUACAAAAACUAAUUACAAGCAUACAAAAUGGCUUAUAUUGUAUUUUUUUUUUAAUUGUGGUAAAUGAGAAUGACUUGUAUUUUAUUUAUUUUUUAUUGUGGUAAUGUUGAAUUUUACCAAUCACAUGUUACUUUAUAAAAUCUGUUUCUAAGAUGCCAUUACCCAGGAACGGGGGCGUGGGACUUUGCUAUUAGCUUAAAAAAGCCUCUGUGGGCUGCAGAAGAUUACAGCACUUUCAAUGACAACGUUGGAGCAGGAUGCUGGGCUAGAGUAAGGAUAAUUAGAUGCUAGGUUGAGUAAAGAUAGCUGAUGGGUUGAGUAAAGAUAAUUUGAUGCUGGUUUUAGUAAAGAUAAUUAGAUGCUGGGUUGGAUUAAGGAUAAUUGCAUGCUGGGUUGGGGUAAGGCUAAUUGGAUGCUGGGUUGGAGUAAGGAUAAUUGCAUGCUGGGUUGGGGUAAGGCUAAUUGCAUGCUGGGUUGGGGUACAGCUAAUUGGAUGCUGGGUUGGGGUACAGCUAAUUGGAUGCUGGGUUGGAGUAAGGAUAAUUGCAUGCUGGGUUGGGGUAUGGCUAAUUGGAUGCUGGGUUGGAGUAAGGAUAAUUGCAUGCUGGGUUGGGGUAAGGCUAAUUGGAUGCUGGGUUGGGGUACAGCUAAUUGGAUGCUGGGUUGGGGUACAGCUAAUUGGAUGCUGGGUUGGAGUAAGGAUAAUUGCAUGCUGGGUUGGGGUAUGGCUAAUUGGAUGCUGGGUUGGAGUAAGGAUAAUUGNUUGGAUGCUGGGUUGGGGUAUGGCUAAUUGGAUGCUGGGUUGGGGUAUGGCUAAUUGGAUGCUGGGUUGGGGUAUGGCUAAUUGGAUGCUGGGUUGGGGUAUGGCUAAUUGGAUGCUGGGUUGGGGUAUGGCUAAUUGGAUGCUGGGUUGGGGUAUGGCUAAUUGGAUGCUGGGUUGGGGUAUGGCUAAUUGGAUGCUGGGUUGGGGUAUGGCUAAUUGGAUGCUGGGUUGGGGUAUGGCUAAUUGGAUGCUGGGUUGGGGUAUGGCUAAUUGGAUGCUGGGUUGGGGUAUGGCUAAUUGGAUGCUGGGUUGGGGUAUGGCUAAUUGGAUGCUGGGUUGGGGUAUGGCUAAUUGGAUGCUGGGUUGGGGUAUGGCUAAUUGGAUGCUGGGUUGGGGUAUGGCUAAUUGGAUGCUGGGUUGGGGUAUGGCUAAUUGGAUGCUGGGUUGGGGUAUGGCUAAUUGGAUGCUGGGUUGGGGUAUGGCUAAUUGGAUGCUGGGUUGGGGUAUGGCUAAUUGGAUGCUGGGUUGGGGUAUGGCUAAUUGGAUGCUGGGUUGGGGUAUGGCUAAUUGGAUGCUGGGUUGGGGUAUGGCUAAUUGGAUGCUGGGUUGGGGUAUGGCUAAUUGGAUGCUGGGUUGGGGUAUGGCUAAUUGGAUGCUGGGUUGGGGUAUGGCUAAUUGGAUGCUGGGUUGGGGUAUGGCUAAUUGGAUGCUGGGUUGGGGUACGGCUAAUUGGAUGCUGGGUUGGGGUACGGCUAAUUGGAUGCUGGGUUGGGGUACGGCUAAUUGGAUGCUGGGUUGGGGUACGGCUAAUUGGAUGCUGGGUUGGUAUGGCUAAUUGGAUGCUGGGUUGGGGUACAGGUAAUUGGAUGCUGGGUUGGGGUACAGGUUAUUGGAUGCUGGGUUGGGGUAAAGCUAAUUGGAUGCUGGGUUGGUACAGCUAAUUGGAUGGUGGGUUGGGGUAAAUAAAAAUUGGAUGCUGGGAUGGGGUAAAGAUAAAUUGGAUGCUGGGAUGGUGUCAAAAUAAUUUGGGGUAAUAGUCUGGGGUAAACAUAAUUGGGAUUAUAGGCUGGGGUUAACAUAAUUGGGAUUACAGGCUGGGGUUAACAUAAUUGGGAUUAUAGGCUGGGAUUAACAUAAUUGGGAUUACAGGCUGGGGUAAACAUAAUUGGGAUUACAGGCUGGGGUUACAGUAUUGAUGGUUGCUGGUUUGGUGUAAGGAUAUUUUUUGUUGUGAUUUAAAUUCUUUUCUUUUAUUAGAUGGGAGGAAUUGUUCCUAAUACAUAUAACAUUAUUUCUUCCAUUUUUUUUAUCCUCAGAUAUUAAAUCAAAACUAUGUUAAUGGUUACAUGACUGCGUAAGUCUUCUUUACUCGGAUUUAAUUAUAUUUUUUAAAUUGUACCUUUUCUGAAUAGCGUAAUGUAAUUAUUGUAAGUUUUUUGAUAAACGGCAGAAGAGAUUUCUUAUUGUCUAUAAUUUGGACAGAACAAUCGCUUGGGAUCUAAUUGCAAGUUAUUAUGAGGAUCUUCCUUACACAAGAGAUGGCUUGAUGACUGCCAUGCAGCCCUGGUCUGGUCACUAUGUGGUAGAGGGUCCCAUAUGGAUAACUGGUUAGUUAAAAUUUUUAUUGUAGACCUACAAAUAAAAUUAAAUAAAAAUAUGCUUCAAACAAGUUUGAACUUCAUCUUAAAAUCACUUUGAUUCCGUUUUGUUUUUUGUUUUUUUAAAUAAAAUUUAAUUUCACAUUCCAAACCAAUUGGAAGAAUUGUACCAAGCAGUUACUACACUUAAUGUUAUGAUAAAUGGUCAGUCACUGUGCAUUAAUUUUCGUCUAAGGGAAAUUACUGUUGUUUUUUUAAUUUAAUAUUUGGAACUUGCAAUAAAUUAAUAAAAUUGUUACAUCCUUAUAAUUAACAUUCAUAAUUAUGACCUGCUUCACUUUAACACUAAUUUAAUUGGUCAAAUUUACAGGAUUUUUAUUUUUGUAUUAAAUAAUUGUAGAGGAUCUUCUAGCAAUUAUUAAAAUUAAUAAAGUACCGGUACAAAGUUUAAAUUAUUUGUGAAGAAUCCGCUAGAACUAUUUUUUUCAAAAUAUUUAAUAGACCUUUGCAUGAUUCCUUCUCACAAUAUUACAAACAUCUGACCAAAAUUUUUAUAUAAUAGCUCACACAACACAGUUUGUUGACCUUGGUUGGACUUACCUCAACCAUGGAUCUGGAGUUGGAUUUUUAUCAAAAGGUGGAUCCUAUGUGUCUCUUGUUGAUCCUGCAGGUGAACACCUGACAAUUAUAAUUGAGAAAAUGGUGAGCCUUUUGAAGAUUUUAAUUUUAAAAUAUUCAGUCCAAGUUCUUAAUACGUGAUUGACCAAUAAGCCUACAACAAUUGCAUAUCAAUGGUCACUAACCUUGUAGAAAUGUAUCCAGAACAUGGUUAUGGAAUAAAUCAACCAUUAUAGACUUAAGGAAAUCCUAGCAAAGCAUCCAGAAAUUAAUUUACAGCCAAAUAAUUUCAUUAAGUUGAAUUUGAUUUUAAACAUUGUACAAUAAAUUAAAUUAUGAGUAGAGGAAUAUGUAAAAUAAUUAAUGGGAUUUUUUUUUUAUCCCCUGAAAUAAUUGUUGAUUGUGGGGUUGUUUUUCCUUUCUAAUGUUGAAAUUAAUUUAUUUCUAGUCACAUGACCAUUCUGAAUGCAUUAGACCUUCUCUUCCAUGGUUCAAUGUGGAACCUGAAGAAGUCACUUUAACACUUAAUGGAAGUUUUGUAAGUACUUAUUCCCUUGGCUUUAACAUAACUGGUUAGACUACAUUGCAUUGGUUGUCCAUUUUUUAUUUAUAUGCCAAGUUGAUUUUCAAGUCUUCAGACUUAAGUGGGUAAGGUAAGGUUUAUGUACUUGGGGGCUUACCAUUUUACCUGUUAAUUAUUCAUAUCUGGAAACCUUGAUAUAUUUUUGUAAUUAUAUUAAUUAGUUUUAAUUUGAACACCAAUCCCAAACUUCAUUUGAGCAUCAUAAAAUGUAUUUAUUUAUUUAUAUAUAUAAAUAUGAGAUAUAUAUAUAUGUGUGUGAGAUAGCUGUAAUCUAAUAUAGAUGAUGCUCAGAUGAAGUUAUGGGAUUUGUGUUCAAAUUAAAACUAAUUAAAAUAAUUGCAAAUAAAUAUAGAAUGUUCUCAAGAUAUGAAUAAAUACCAGUUUAAUUUUAAAAUAUUUUCCCCACAUAUUUCUUGUUAUUCCAAUUCUUUUACUGUUUCAGGCACAUAUUACAGAGAUGAAUGUCUGGUACAGCAAAUUAGGUUUUGGAAAUGAAGAAAAUACAACAGUCUUUUUUAAGAAGCUAGACAAUAUUAAGGUAGUUAUAUAAGAAGGCAAUGGUUUAAAUAAUCUUAGCAAGUCUCUUGAGAGUUAAAAAAAUUUAGGUUUCAUUUUGAAGGUGUAAGGCAAAUUGCAAUUAACUUUGUCUUUUCCCUUAUAGUUUGUGAAUGGCCAGGCCAAACUUAGCUUACAACUUGAUGAAGUAUAUACAUUGACCACUUUAAAAAAAGGUCAGAAAGGUUCAUACCCUGAUCCUCCUCCACCAAAACCUUUCCCGCUGCCAUACAAGGAUGAUUUUGAAAGUAAGCAAUUUUAAACAUAACAAAUCAAAAUUAUUUAUUUUACAACACUGGUAAGUUAAUCCACUGGCCAAGGAUUUUUCUACUUAUAUUUUGAAGAGAUGUGAUAAAUUAAAAUCAGUUUUUCAUUCCUGUAACCAUUUUUAAACAUUUUAAUUAUUUUAUCUUUCACAUAUAAGAAUGGACACAGUUCAUACAUAAAAUAUUGUUUUUCAAAGGCUAUUCCUUGUACCAAGAACCCUUUAACCUCGCUCAGCAAUCUGGUUCUUUUGAGAUUGUCAAAGUUGGACAGAACCAAGUUGUUCGUCAAAUGGUCCUUACAAUGCCUAUCUAUUGGUGUGGUGCUGAUACCAGUAACAAGUCUGUAAAUUAUAUUGGAGAAAGAAGUUGGUAAGUUUAUUUACUUUUAAGCAUCUCGCAUUUUAAGUACAAGAAAAAUACUUUUUAAUUUUAAUUUGAACACUUAUUCUGAACUUAUAUAUUUUUUUUUUGUGAUGCUUAAUUAUAUGUUAGUGAUGAUGAGUUAAGAUCUAACUUUCAGUACAGUAGAAAUUGUAAUAAAAAUUCUCAUACUUGUCUUUAGAUUCAAUUUUAGUCAUCUGUAAUUGAGAUGAAACAAGCCAAUUGUAAUUUUCAAUUUAUUUGACAGGAAAGAUCUGUUUAUUGAGGUAGACUAUGAUUUCCCAGAGGCCAAUGCGACUCUUGGUGUAUUUGUUGCUGCUCGUCUGACCAAAGGUGGAUGUGAGGCAGAUCAGUCUCAUGGAAUUUUCUUCUUUGCCUUCCAGGAUGGUACUUUCAUACUGGCAAAUGAUCUGAGUAAGUUAUUGAGAAUUUCAAGAAAACUGAGAAUUAGAGCUACUAUUUAAAGAUGGAUUUAAUGUGGUGGUCAACUACAAAAUUAUGAGAUUUGUGUUUUUCUAAUAUUUCAAUUAUAUUUUUAUUUUCUAGGACGUGAAAAGGUGAUUGAGCAAGGGAAUGUAACACUAAAAUCUGGCUGGCAUAAACUUUCGUUACUUCUUCAGGUAAAUAUUGUAUUUAUUUUAUUGUGCACAUUGUUUAAAUCUGCUUGAAAUAUAUUCAAAGUUAAAGUGAGGAUUUAUUUCAUCUGUAGCAUUUAGAUUUUAUUGCUUAUAAUCUAAACAGGGUGAAAAUGCCUUAGGAGCUAUUGAUGGGAAAGGCAUCUUCAAUGUCACAGUUCCUAAUAGUCCAGACUAUGGGUUUGCUGCAAUAGGCACUGACAGUUUUGGACUUGCAGACUUUGAUAAUCUCUACAUUGCAUCCAAAGAAGAUGGUGUCCCAGUCAUGGAGAAAUACUUUCAGAAAUAUCAGCCCAGACCACUCUAUUUUGUCAAGAAUUUUGAGAUAAAGAAUUAGUUCAAUAAAGAAAUAGUUCAAUUCAAGAAAUCAUUUUUACAGGGCCCAUCUUUACAAUUUUCUUGAUUGUCGUGUCAAAUUUGCAGUCUUGAUUUUCAAAAUUUAUUUUAUUUUUAUUUAUGAUUGUGGCAUCUUUUGUUAAUUAUAAAACAG